This is a messenger RNA of Melospiza melodia melodia, 1841 nucleotides long. Its product is annotated as C-type lectin domain family 5 member A-like. The transcript has 7 exons. NCBI's taxonomy places the organism in Eukaryota, Metazoa, Chordata, Aves, Passeriformes, Passerellidae. The record is from RefSeq and is a predicted model, not a curated record. Gene Ontology annotation, cellular component: plasma membrane; cell surface. Bases 89 to 814 code for a protein of 241 amino acids. Gene Ontology annotation, molecular function: signaling receptor activity. Gene Ontology annotation, biological process: regulation of natural killer cell mediated cytotoxicity.
AGAGGGGAGGGAGCUCUGAGUCGUGCCCAGCUCAGAGUGUCACUGUCGCAACAGCCGAGGGAGGGAAAAAGUAGAAGCGGGAACAAGAAUGGCAGAAAAUGUCCUUUAUGCUGACCUGAACUUGUCUGAAUCAACCAGACCCAGAAUCCUGACAGUCCCUGAUGACCCAGGCUCAGGCUGUACCUAUGCAGAAGUGAAAGUGAAAGCCCAAGACACAAAUGCUGCAACAAACUGCAAAUCAUCAGGUAAAAGCCGUUGUUCUAGGAAACGUGUUGCCAUAUUGGUGGUGAUAAUCCUCAUACUGGUCCUGGCAGCGUAUUUAAUAAUCACAUAUGGUCCUACUGCAGGCUCAACAAUAUUGUCCUCCACCAACCAAGACGACCCAACAACACCGUCCCACAUCCCUGAAAGGGCACCAGGCUGCCCCACAGCAUGGAAGAAACAUGGCAGAAAAUGCUACUACUUUUCUCCAGAGAGGGAACCAAAGGACUGGGAUGCCUUCCGUGCAGAAUGCACUGCCAUGGGCUCAGACCUGGUGGUCAUUGACAGCAGGCAAGAGCUGAAAUUCCUGCACAACAAAUCAAAAGAUAAAUACUACUUACUUGGUCUCAGACGGUCUCCAGAGCAGCAGAAGUGGAAGUGGAUCAACAACGUGGAACAUGACCCAGCCAUGUUCCGUAUAAUUGGACCUGACCAUGACUAUCUCUGCACAGUCAUUGGAUAUGGUGAAGUACAAACUGCAUCAUGUGGUGGAAGCCGAACAACAAAAAAUAUGUGUGAAAAAAAUGCAACAAUUUCCAACAGGCAUCUGUAGGAGACCUAAAACCAAGAGGUGCAGGCUGAUCUGUUCUGCCCAGCUUCCUGUAGGAACCAUGCAUGGGAUGUGUCCCAUUUCCCUUGAGCUGCCCAGUCUCUGCUCCCAGGCUCUCCUGCAGCCUCUCUCCAGCCUCGGGGCUGAGCUCAGCCCAGCCUGUCCCUGCUGCUGCCUGAGCCUGGAUGGAUCCCCUCUGGAAGAGCUGGACCUGGCACACAGGAGCACUCUGGCACUGUCUCAUGCCAGGGGUUGCACUGGCAGGCAGGCACUGCUGGGGGAGAGGAGUCCAGCCUGGGCACAGGGGUGAUCCCAAACACAUCCUGACUCAUCUGCAAGUCCCCUCCAGCCCCAGCCCUGUGUUCCCAGCCCUGCCUGGGCACAAGGAGAGCCUUCCCCACCUGGCCACAGCCUGGCCUUGCCUGCAGCCACAAGGGAAGGGCAGCACAGAUUUCUGGCUGGGAUCCUGCAGGGAAGGCCAACCCCACUCCUUGCCAGGAUGGACAGGAUAAAGUCAGGUGGGGUGUGGAUAAUCCUUCCCCUGUUCCUGACUGCUGCAAGAGCACACAGGAUCCCAGAGCCUGGGAGGGGAAUGGGAAUCAGCCCAAGGGAAAGGAUCCUACAGCAGCACAGCUGUGGGCAUAAAAUCAGCCCCAGUCCUGUGUGGGGAAGGGAAGGAAUGUCAGAUCUCAGAUCUGCUGGGGAAGGGUACAGGAUGGAGACCAGCAGAGAGCAGCAAGGCCUGAAGAACAGAGCACUAACAGAAGCUGAGCUGGUCAGGAAACAGAAAAAUGAAAUCCACAGCGACCUGUGAAGGAUCUGGUGAGAAGCAUGGGAGUGACCCACAGGGAAUGGCAACACAGUGCUCUGCCCUCUUUUCCUUGGAGAUGGGUCACAGGACAGGGCAGCUCUAUGGAUGUGCUCUGGGUCCCCCCAGAGAGCUCUCCUCAGGUGUCUGGGCUGACUGCUGGGCCCCUGUACAGUUCCUCUCCUUUCCAUUCAAUGGAAUAAAUCUUGUCUUUUCAAAACA